AUGCUUCAAGAAUGCAAAUCAGAAUUGGCAUCAUGCAAAGCCAAACUCAUAUCCUUGAGCAUAAAGGACAUGUCUAAACUAUUACCCAUGUGUAAGACUAGUACAAGUAAGAACGAGAUUUUCAUUUUGAAUGACAUGAUUGAAAAAUCUGACUUUGAUGAAGAGAAGGAGAGGGACAACACUAAGACCAGUUUGAGACUGUUAAGAAAUGAUGUACAGAGAUACAUCAAGGAGUUGAAAGGGUUCACUAACAGUCACGAGUAUUAUUAAAAAAUUGAAAGCAUGGCAAAAAAUAUUACCAACGAAAUAACAGAGUACAAAACAAAAAUGUCAUAUUAAUUUGAUGAUUUAGCAUAGCAGGAAGAGGCAUUGACUGAUGAAUUGAAAAUGCUUGAACAGAAAAUGGACAAUUAUGAUGUUGUUCAGAAGUAACCAGUUAUAAAAAGAAAGCCUAUGCAAAAUAAUGAAGAGACUAUAAGUGAAUUGGGAUUGAUCAAAUAAAAAGUGGAUUUGAUAGAUGAAAAAAUAGAUUAAAUCAAACUCUUAGAACCAGAAGAUCACAGAGAGUUCUUGAGAGUAAGAACCAAACAUAAAGGCAAAGUAUCACAGAAUUUUGUCAAUGAUUGUCUCAAGGCUAUUCCAUUUAUCACUGAGGAUCAAUUGAUGGAACAAAUUGAAAACUACAAUCUAUUGCAAUAAUUUGAAGAUGAAAAGAAGGAACUACUUACGGAGUACAAAAGAAAAAAGGAGGAGAACAAGUAAAUUCAGUUGCAAUAAGAAUAACAAUAAUAAGAAAUAGAAAGAUAAAAAUAAGUCAAAAAACCACUGGUUCCAAAGGAGGAGAGAGAUAAAUUGAAAGAAGAUAUAAAACAAUGGAAGAUUAAGAAGGUUACAUAGAAAGCAAUCGAUGAAAUUGAGUAUGAUACAAAAAAAGAUAUUGAGAAAUAGAAAUCUGAAAUGUUGAAGAAGGAAAGAGAAGAAAAGAAACUACAAGUCUAAUAUUAUAGGGAAUAGAAAUUAAUUGAAAAAUAAAGAGAAUAAGAAUUAAAAUAAGUAGAAACAAUGUCUAGAAGAUAUGUUAGUUAAGAAGCAAUAGAGAGAAUAAAAAUGAAAGAAAAUUAAUUACUUGAAAAAAAGAAGAGUAUUCUUGAAUAGAAAUAAAAGAAACAAUUUGAUUAGGAGAUCAAAUAAUAAGCAAGGGAUGAAGAUAAGUAUAUUAAAUUUGCUUAUGUUGAAUCAAAAUUUAAUGAGACAACAAAAGCAGCAGAAUAAUAAAAGAGAUAAAAAUUUGAUCCAAAAAUUGAUCAAGGAAAAUAUGCAGAUACUUUUGGAGGUAAUUUAUUAGGAGCUGGUAGAAGAGCCAUUCCUGGUUGGAGAUAAAAUUUAGGUUGA
Paramecium tetraurelia is the source of this 1392-nucleotide messenger RNA. RefSeq lists its product as uncharacterized. The transcript has 3 exons. The record is from RefSeq and is a predicted model, not a curated record. NCBI's taxonomy places the organism in Eukaryota, Ciliophora, Oligohymenophorea, Peniculida, Parameciidae.